UCAAAACUGCAAAACAAACAAAAACAAUCGUAAACUUUUUGAUAAAAAAAAUGAAAAUUAUAAAAUGAAAAACUCGAAUUUGUAUCGGUGAAAAUUGUGUAAUUUAAAGUUGUAAAAAUGGCUAAUCGUACCGUUAAAGAUGCGAAAUCUAUUCGCGGUACAAAUCCGCAGUACUUGGUAGAAAAAAUCAUCCGGACUCGUAUAUAUGACAGCAAAUACUGGAAAGAAGAAUGCUUCGCUCUUUCAGCCGAACUGCUUGUGGAUAAAGCUAUGGGUCUUCGUUUCGUUGGAGGAGUUUUCGGAGGUAAUAUAAGAGCCACACCAUUCAUCUGCCUGACUCUGAAAAUGCUGCAAAUUCAGCCCGAAAAAGAUAUCAUUGUCGAGUUUAUUAGAAACGAAGAGUUCAAGUAUGUUCGUGCCCUGGGAGCAUUUUACAUGAGAUUAGUCGGAUCGUCUUUAGAUUGCUAUAAGUACCUCGAACCGCUACUUGCCGACAGUCGUAAAUUAAGGAUUCAGAAACGAGAUGGUGCUUUCGACCUUAUACACAUGGAUGAAUUCAUCGAUAGCCUUUUACGCGAAGAAAGAGUAUGUGAUGUCAUUUUGCCUAGAAUCCAGAAACGUCAUGUUUUAGAAGAAAAUAACGAACUUGAAGCCAAAGUAUCUGCCUUGGAUGACGAUUUUGAAGAAGGGCUUGAAAGUUCAGAAGAGGAAGAAGAAAAAGAAGUCGAAAAACAUUAUGAAACUAGUAAAAGUAGUUCGUGGCAUCGCAGAAAGUCGCCUGUCAGAGAAGAAAAGUCACCUAUUCGAGAUAGAAGUCCUGUUCGUAAUGUUCAUAGUGACCGAAGAGACAGAGAGAAGAAAGAUCGAGAUCGUGGUAGAGAUAGAGACCGUGUAAGGGAGCGUGAUCGUGAACGAGAGAAAGACCGUGAUCGUCGUAAACACAGGGAAAGAGAGAGACAUCGACGAGAUAGAGAUAGACGUUAACAUAAUUUGUAUGAAUUUUGAUUACGUUGUAAAUAUUUUCAUUAUAAGCUUGUUUUUUUUUCUGUAUCGACCAUUUCAUCAAAGAAGUAUUUUGUAAAAUAUGAAAACGUUGAGUAAAUGUUUUCCACGUUCAAA
This is a messenger RNA of Planococcus citri (citrus mealybug), 1119 nucleotides long. It is a transcript of the gene Prp38, whose product is annotated as pre-mRNA processing factor 38. Lineage: Eukaryota; Metazoa; Arthropoda; Insecta; Hemiptera; Pseudococcidae. Bases 118 to 984 code for a protein of 288 amino acids. Gene Ontology annotation, cellular component: precatalytic spliceosome. The record is from RefSeq and is a predicted model, not a curated record. The transcript has a single exon.